AUUGGCUCUUUCCUCUCAACUUAAUGGGGAGGAUUCAGACAGGAGGGGUAAAUGCACCCCCACCCCCCUAUUCCCUGGUUGAUCUGUGUACUGUCGGGGCCCCAAGUGCAGAAUUAAUCUUUGCUUUUGCUUGGAUGUUACAGGGCACACUUUGGGGGCUUGGAGGGUUGGUCUUGAAAACAGGGGUCCUCUGACCUCCUCACAGGGGCUCUCUCAUGCUGCCCCUCCCCGUGGAUGUGUGUGUUUAUUAUGCGGAGUCCCUGCCACUUACUGCCUUAUGUCCCAGGACUGAUGCUGUGGGGCGCUGGUGGAUCAGCAGAUGUCAUGUUUACAGAUCUAGGCUCCCCUUUCUCCCACGGGGAGGGGCUCAGGCCUCUAUUCAGACAUUCCUGCAGAGGGUGGAUGGAGUCCUCGCAGCCCCUGCCCCUGCCAUGUACAAAUAUCGUGGUGCCAUUCGGUUCCCUGACACUGCCCCCUACUAGAAUUUAUUCUGAAGGGUGAUGUCGGAGGGGGAGCAAAGGGAGCAAAAACAAGGGAAUUAAAGACUCAGAAUGUAGGUGCCGCUGCCUCCCGUGUUUACAGGAGCCUCCCUGGCCCCAGGCACCCGGGCUGCAGGAAGUGACUCAGUUCCACCACUCCUUGAUUCCCUUGUAAAGGGAAAAACGACUGUUAGGACCCAGUUCACAAACCCUCACUUUUAUUACUUCGUCUGAUGUCCAGAACUGGGGGCUUUGACAUUUUGUUACUUUGUUUACAGGUCAAGAUUUUAAAACAGUUUUUACACUUUGUUUACAGUUUAAAACUUUGUGAACUUUACACUUUGUUUACAGUUGAGAAUGUUUUUUUCCCCCCUUUGUUUACAAGUGCAAGGUAGAGAAUGUGGGAGAGGGGCUUGGAGGACCCACUUGUGAGGACCCUGAACCUGGUCAUCUUGAGGGGUUUCUAACCCCCUAGUCGUCCCAGGCCAAAGGUCAGCUCUGAGUCCCCUGUUGAACAGCAGGCCCAGAAGGCCCAGUGGUAAGAGUAGGCAUCUUCUUACCACUGGGAACAGCAGCCGUGCAGGGCUGUGGAGGGUCUGUGCAGACACCCACCUCCUUCACGCAUAUUCUUGGGAGGCAGUUUUCAAGGAGAUUGAAAGUUCUACUUUACUGACUGGUGCCAAAUCCCGCCAGCCAGGACCCCAGCUCUCCUUACCCAGAGUGACCCCAGCCCUUGAAGGGUUGAAGGGUCUGCUGUGGGGAGAGGGGGUUGUCCUUGCUAUGUCCUAGGUUCUGUAGUUGCCCCUCUCUGGGAGGGGGAGUCCCCCCUCCAGCCCAGUGGCUCCUUUUCCUGUCUGUGUAAAUUGUUCCGUGAAGCCGCGCUCUGUUUUGGGAAUAAACUUCUAUAGAAAAUGGUUAUUGCCUCAUUCUGUUUGGGGGUGGGGGAUAGGGUUGGAGGGUGGCUAUGAACUAUUUCCCGGGGUUGACCUUGGAGAGAAAUCUGAGCACUGCCCCCUCCUCCUCUCCGAGAAUAUUCGGCUAUUUUUAGCUCAUUUCAUUGAAGAUCUGGACCAGGUUGCGAUCUCACCCUGAAUUCUGUCCCUUCGCCUUGAAGCCGGACUUUUAAGUAUGAGCACAGGGUAAGGCCCCUUCAAGGCAGCAACUUGAUGGCUUCCUAUGUCUGCCGGGCCCUGCCGCCCUGACCUGGCAUUUGCUCUGGCUGUCAACCCGACCCUAGGAACUGCCUUCAGUCCAUUGACACCACUGACCCCUAGCUGUCGGACAUCCCGUUCAUCAGGAACCCAGGCAGAAGCCUUUCGGCAUCAUGUGCUUCCUUUGGGGAAGGCGGAGGCGGGGUGGGGGGAAGUUCGCAAACUUCCAGGUCUGCGUGUCCAGUGUUGAAGGGAGCCCUUGGGCCCCUCGGGUCUUAGAGACAUGCCAGAUCUCAGGGGCAAAGCCUGAGGGUGGUGCCCUCAUGGAGGCAGGAGAGGCCCCACGGAGAGCUAAGGCUCUGGUCAUCAGCCGCGCCCCUAGACAUUCCGCUCCCCACCCCGAGGGCAUCCUCCGCAAGAAGCCAGGACCCGGUGUCAGCCCCACACCACUCAGGAACCAGCUCGGGUCCUUAAUCCCGCAUGGUCCCACAACCCGCUCAGGCAAGAGAGUUAGUCGGGCCACGAGGAGGAGCCAGAGCCAAGUCUCAGGGGAAGGAAAGGGUUAAAUCUCCCUCCUUGGGGUUCGCUGAGCCGCCUGAGAGUCCCUUAAGCCCCGCCCUGGCACGCUGAUUGGCCCAACCCUUCCCGUUCUGCCCGGGGAUUGGCCGCUGGGAGUGAGCCUCAGGCCUCGCCUCUGUCCCGGCCCCGCCUCUCGGGCCUUAGCGGCCUCUAGCCCGAGCUUGGGAGCUACCGCCUCUCGGAUGCCCACCCGCCAUGGGGCUGUCGGAAGCGCCGGGACAGAGGGACACGCAGGCACUGCUGUCCACGACGGAGGCCAUGGAGCUGAGGCGGCGAGACUACCAUGUGGAGCGGCCCCUGCUAAACCAAGAACAGCUGGAGGAGCUGGGGAGCCGGAGCCCAGCACCAGUGACGCUCCAGUGGCGAACCUGGUUUCGGUGCUCCCGCGCGCGGGCCCAAGCCCUUCUGCUUCAGUACCUCCCGAUUUUGGCCUGGCUCCCCCAGUAUUCUGUGCGUGACUGGCUUCUGGGUGACUUGUUGUCUGGCCUGAGUGUGGCCAUUAUGCAGCUACCACAGGGCCUAGCCUAUGCCCUCCUGGCUGGACUGCCCCCUGUGUUUGGCCUCUACAGCUCCUUCUAUCCUGUCUUUGUUUAUUUCCUGUUUGGCACUUCCCGGCACAUCUCUGUGGGCACCUUUGCCGUCAUGUCUGUGAUGGUGGGCAGUGUGAUGGAAUCGCUGGCUCCGGACGAUGCCUUCCUGCUGGGCUUGAACUCCACACUCGAUGUGGCAGCCAGAGACGCUACCCGGGUGCAGCUGGCCUCCACUCUCAGCGUCCUUGUUGGCCUCUUCCAGGUGGGGCUGGGCAUGGUCCACUUCGGCUUCGUGGUCACCUACCUAUCAGAGCCUCUGGUCCGAGCCUACACCACGGCCGCGUCUGUGCACGUCUUUAUCUCGCAACUCAAGUAUGUGUUUGGCCUUCAUCUGAGUAGACGCUCUGGACCGCUGUCCCUCAUCUAUACAGUACUGGAGGUCUGCUGGAAGCUGCCGGAGACGGUGGUCGGUACCAUGGUCACCGCCAUAGUGGCGGGAGUGGUGCUCGUGCUGGUGAAGCUGUUGAAUGAAAAGCUGCGGGGACAUCUGCCCAUGCCGCUCCCCGGGGAGCUGCUCACGCUCAUCGGGGCCACAGGCAUCUCCUAUGGCGUGGGCCUGAAGCAGGCAUUCGGGGUGGACAUCGUGGGCAAAAUCCCCUCGGGGCUGGUGCCCCCGAUGGUCCCCCGCCCCCAGCUGUUUGUAAAGCUCCUGGGCAAUGCCUUCGCCAUCGCUGUGGUCGGGUUCGCCAUUGCCAUCUCGUUGGGCAAGAUCUUCGCCUUGAGGCACGGCUACCGGGUGUAUAGCAACCAGGAGCUGGUAGCUCUCGGCCUCAGUAACCUCAUCGGGGGCAUCUUCCGGUGCUUCCCUGUGAGCUGUUCUAUGUCUCGGAGCCUGGUACAGGAGAGCACCGGGGGCAACACACAGGUGGCCGGAGCCAUCUCCUCCCUCUUCAUCCUCAUUAUCAUCUUCAAACUGGGAGAACUCUUCCAAGACCUGCCCAAGGCGGUCCUGGCUGCCGUGGUCAUCGUGAACUUGAAGGGCAUGGUGAUGCAGUUCACCGACGUGUUCUCCCUCUGGAAGGCCAAUCGAGUGGAUCUGCUCAUCUGGGUGGUGACCUUCGUGGCCACCAUCCUGCUGAAUCUGGACCUCGGCCUGGCCGUGGCCGUAGUAUUCUCCCUGAUGCUUGUGGUGGUCCGCACCCAGAUGCCCCACUACUCUGUCCUGGGGCAGGUGCCAGACACGGAUAUUUACAGAGACGUGACAGAGUACUCAGGGGCCAGGGAGGUCCCAGGCGUGAAGGUCUUCCGCUCCUCGGUCACCGUGUACUUCGCCAACGCCGAGCUCUACAGUGAUUCACUGAAGCAGAGGUGCGGUGUGGAUGUGGACUACCUCCUCUCUCAGAAGAAGAAGCUGCUUCGGAAGCAAGACCUGAAGCUGAAGCGGCUGCAGAAGGAGAAUAAGCCCCCCAAACAGGCUGCCACCUCCAAGGACACCUCCAUCUCCAUCAACGUCAACACCAGUGUCAUGGACAUUGAGAGCAACAAUGAUGUGGAGGUCUCCAAGGCCAAGGAGGCGAGCGCAGGGACUGAGCUAGAGGAUACAGGAGCCUGGGCACCAGAAGAUGCCAAAGCCUCAGACAUGUCCUCGCUGAAGGCCCUGGGCCUGCCUCAGCCAGAUUUCCACACCCUCAUCCUGGACCUGAGCUCCUUCUCCUUCGUGGACACUGUGUGUCUCAAGAGCCUGAAGAAUAUUUUCCGUGACUUCCGGGAGAUUGAGGUGGAGGUGUACAUGGCUGCCUGCCAAGCUCCCGUGAUCACGCAGCUUGAGGAUGGGCACUUCUUCGAUGCGUCUAUCACCAAGCAGCAUCUCUUUGCUUCGGUCCAUGACGCUGUCCUCUUUGCACUCCAACACCGGAGAUCCGGCCCCGUCGACCCUGUUUUGGUUACCAAACUCUGACCCUGCAGCCAUCCCGCCUGAGACUGCCUGCCUCUGAAGGUUUGACAGGGUACCCGUGAGAAACCCCCACCCCUAGGCUGCCUCCGGAUGUCACCAGGAGUCCCCUCCACGCACGCGCACUCACACACGUAACUCAGGGAUGGAGGUCCUGGGACUCCAAGUUCAGUGCUCUUGGCCAGGGAUGAGACACUGGCCGAGUUGGAGAAGCAAGCGUGUUUUUAGCCUCAGGAAUAAAGAUUUGUUUGCCUGA
Messenger RNA from Dama dama (fallow deer), 4946 nucleotides. RefSeq names its product solute carrier family 26 member 6 (gene SLC26A6). Gene Ontology annotation, biological process: transmembrane transport. The coding region runs from base 2405 to 4696 and encodes 763 amino acids. Gene Ontology annotation, molecular function: bicarbonate transmembrane transporter activity; secondary active sulfate transmembrane transporter activity; oxalate transmembrane transporter activity. Gene Ontology annotation, cellular component: membrane. The transcript is spliced from 21 exons. The record is from RefSeq and is a predicted model, not a curated record. NCBI's taxonomy places the organism in Eukaryota, Metazoa, Chordata, Mammalia, Artiodactyla, Cervidae.